CCAUGGCAGAUGUUGCUCAGGCCUUAGUGCCUCCUGACUCUGGGCAACCUGAGUAUGAGGAAGAAGAUAUGGAGGAACACAUGGAAGGAUCAGAAUCAGAUUACCACUCUGAAGAUGAAGAAGACUAUGACAGACAUCAUUCUCAUCAUGAUUCGAUGCCACUGGAACCUACCAAAGUCGAAGAACAUGAAGAAGAGGUCGAUGAACACGAGGAGGAGGUUGAUGAAAACUUGGACGGGAAUCAAGAAGGAAUUCCAACAGUCAAGAAGAUAAGGACUGUAAAGAAAGUUUUCAGAUGUUCACUCUGUGAUUUCUUCUCAUUUAACCGGGACAACACAGAACAGCACAUUAAAAUACACAAUGAGCCUCAGAACACUAAACUAUACUAUUGUGCUACCUGCAAGUACUCCACCAGAGUUAAACCUUACUUCGAUAAGCAUAGGAAGCUGCAUAGUAACACUAUCGUCCGACCGUUCAAAUGUUCCUAUUGUGAGUAUCAAGGUAGGUUCAGGUCCCACACAAGAGCACAUGAGAUGCGUCACCACACUGGAGAAAAGCCGUACGUCUGUAGUCUGUGCGACAGAGGGUUUGUUGAGCAGCACAUAUUGGCACGUCACAUGCGCACUGCGCAUACUGAUGAACGCCCAUAUGUUUGUGAUGUCUGUAGUAGGUCUUACAAGCAGCUCAAUGCUCUGAGAGUUCACCAAAGAAAGCAUUUUGAUGAUGCUUAUGUGUGUGAGUUUUGUCAGAAGAGGUUCUCUACCAUACAUCAGUUGCAGAGGCAUUUGGAGUCUCAUCAGGACAAAAACAUUGGAUGUCCUAUCAAAGGAUGCACUUUUAAAACAAUCAACAAGCAAAGAAUUGAUAACCAUGUCAAGAACUUUCAUAAGAAAAGGAAGUGCUCAGAAUGCGACUACGUCACUAACAUUCACAGAGAGUACAUCAGGCAUCGCAAUUCUCACAACAAGAAAAUCAUUCGAACAUACAAGUGCCCCCACUGUCCUAAAACUUUCGCAAGUGUCCACAACAUGAAAAAGCACCAGUCAGUUCAUACUGGAAUAAGAGAAUUCCAAUGCAACAAGUGUCCUUACAACACCCAGAAGAAAGCCAUCCUUGUGAAGCAUCUGGAGCUGCAUCACCUGAUUGAGAGUAAUCCUGAGUUAAUGAGCAAGUUCCUUAAAUGUGACCAGUGUGAUUUUAUCUGUGAGACAAAGAAAAUCUUAGGAGUCCACAGACGUAUUCACAACACAAUGAACAGUGCCAAGGAGAGCUCUGAAGUGAAUGAGGGGUCCUAUUCCUGUAGUAUAUGUGACAACAUUCUCGGAUCACGAGAUGAGCUUGUCGAGCAUCUUCUACUGGAGCAUAGUAACUACAGAACCAAUAAGUGUCACCACUGCCAGUACACAACCACUGUGCUUUCUGAGAUGACACUUCAUCUUGACUUCCACGAAAUCCAGUCCAAUGAAAGUGCUGAUGUGCACACAUGUGAGCAAUGUGGCUACAUGAACAUUGAUCAUGAUGAUUUCGCUGACCACAUCAAGCGCUGUGCCCAAGAGCACUUGCAGAUGAAAAAUGAUACCAAAAAGGGAGGUCCCCAUACAGAAAUCAAACCUUACAAAUGCCCAUUAUGUAACAGUAGGGUUCAGACAGCAUCAAGUCUUAAAACCCAUGUCAUUUCCCAUUCUGGUGUACACAAGGGUCGCAAGCACCUCAAAUGCAACAAGUUGCCACAUCCUGCUGAUGGAAGCUUUGGAGAGAAUGACAGACAGGGGGAAGCCAAAGUCCUCCUCUGUACACACUGUGACUUCUACACAAACAAUGCUGGAGCACUGACAUCCCACCAGAAAGUGCAUCAAAUGCAUGAUGACUCAUUUGUGGACACUAACAGGAACAGCAAAAUGCAACCAGUUGAAGGUGCUGGUGAGGAUGAACAUGUCACUGAUGAUGGAUAUGAUGAGCUCGAUUCAGGAGCUGAGUCUGAUGAUUUGGAGGAGUCAGAGGAGUUGUCAGACGUUGAUGGAGAGACGGUUGAAAUGGGACCGGAUGAUUGCAACGAUGAGGAGAUGGAUGAAGAGAUGGACCACCACACGGGUGAUAGUCAAGAGCUAGAGGAUGGAGAACCUGGACAAACAGUUCAUCCAAGUCAAUAUAAUUUUAAAACGGAACAGUAAACUGUUAUUAACUCUGUGACCUUUAGCUUUGGCUUAUAAUUUGUUCAAAUUUAGCUUUGAAGUGUAGAAGAAGUAGGUUUAUAUAAAAUCUUAAAAGAAUUUAGUACAUAAAUCAGACUAUGAACUAAUUCAGCUUAAGAUCAAAUAAAAAAUAUCAAUUUGUAAUGAUUUUAUUGUUAGAAAAUGUUAGUUCAUGAGCUUUCAUCACUUAGUUAUACACUGUUGAAUGUUAAAGUGCAUUACAUUCCAAAAAUGAUGAGCCUUCUCUUAGUAUGGUUCAUACAGAGGUCAGAGGCUGUUAUAUUGAGCAAUUAAUUUUAAUAAGACUUUUCACGAUAUGAACAUACUCCACUAUAGGAUAGCUUAUAUUUUGAAUAUAUAAUAUGAAUAUUAACCUACAAUCUACAGUUACUAUAAAGUAAAACUUAUCUUUACAGUGAAUUGAAAAAUUAAUUUGGAUACUAACAUUUUGAGUAAUGUCUUUAAACUUUUUGAAGUGAAUAUUGGAUGUAAUCUGGCUUGUUUUCGUCAUGUUAUUCUGUUCCUAAAGGUCUAUUCAUCUGAAUGUUCCUAAAUUUUCCGCAUUAAAUAUCUUAGCAUUCGUUCCAAUUUCUGCAGAGAAAAAGAAUCUUUUAAUGAAUGCCUUGAAAUGCUUCUUGAAAUGAUAUUAGACCAGCAAUGUUGGCUAAUUUAAGUUGUCAGCUUUCACAGCAGUUACACUAUAAUAAUAUGAUCUAUAAAUUAUUUAGAUAUUAUUGUGUUAAUUUAAAAUCCACAAUGUAGUGAUUUUGUUGUUCACAAAUCAGCAUACCUUUUUAAAUAUAACUUAAAAUCAGUUAAUUUAAGGCAUGUAGUCAUAAUUGAUUAAUUAUGGUUAUUGCUAAAAUCUUUUUCUUAACCACGCUCAAAUGACCAAUUUAAAAUAUUUUUCGUUCGAAUUUGGGUACAAGCGACUGCUUGGUCCUAACUGAACGUAUUUUACUUUUCUGGCUGUUUCACUGGAGAAUUUGUCGAUGAAAAAUGACUGGUCAGGGACUAUCCGCCCCUAACCAGUUUUUUCAAGUGAUUGAUGUAAAAUUACGCUCGACAAUUAAAAAUCUUAACCUAUUUGAACUUACAGUGGAAGUAAUUUACAUAUAUUGUGGUAUGUUAUGCUUUAUC
This is a messenger RNA of Bolinopsis microptera, 3332 nucleotides long. Its product is annotated as zinc finger protein 58-like. Gene Ontology annotation, cellular component: chromosome. Gene Ontology annotation, molecular function: chromatin insulator sequence binding. NCBI's taxonomy places the organism in Eukaryota, Metazoa, Ctenophora, Tentaculata, Lobata, Bolinopsidae. Gene Ontology annotation, biological process: regulation of transcription by RNA polymerase II. The coding region runs from base 3 to 2171 and encodes 722 amino acids. The record is from RefSeq and is a predicted model, not a curated record. The transcript has a single exon.